Molecule: messenger RNA, 1272 nt
Organism: Microthlaspi erraticum
Lineage: Eukaryota; Viridiplantae; Streptophyta; Magnoliopsida; Brassicales; Brassicaceae
Source: the annotation of a GenBank genome assembly
AUGGAGUCACCGCCGCAAUCGAAUUUACUCCCCGAAGUUGAUUCAUUGCCCGACGGAUUCGUCGACGGAGCUGCAGAGCCACCGCCUCUCAUUUCUCCGGCGGCCGAGGAAGAAAACCGCAUCGCAACAAACAAUCAAACCGUCGAUCUCUCGAUUGAGAAAGCAGAGAAGCUCAGGACUUUCCCUGUUCCGCUCUGUGAAGAAACAGAUGGUAAUGACGACGACGACGACGUAAAUGACCUAAUUCAAGUCUCGAGCAAGCUUAGCUUAGAGCAGAAAGAAGAACCUUCUACUCCUCCUCUUGUUGUUUGCCAAACAUUAGCAUCAGAAUCACAAGGGUCAUCACAAAAUCCAAGCUUUUCCAAGGACAAUGAAGUGACUCAGAGUUUGGAUUCGCUCAAACCCAAGAAACAAGAGGCAGUUGAGAGCAAGCGUAAGGGAUCAAAGAAUGUGUUCAAAUCAGAGAAAGAGUUUUUAGAAUUCAUGCUCAAGUAUCAGCAAGUCCUUACUGAGAGAGAUUCUGCUGUUACUGUUCGUGACAAGCUCGAGUCGCUUUGUAGAGAGUUGCAACGUCAGAACAAAAUGUUGAUGGAAGAAUGCAAGCGAGUGUCUACUGAGGGACAGACUUUAAGAUCAGAUCUAUCGACAAAGUUCCAGGAUGCAAUAAAGGAUGUGAGCAUUAAGUUGGACGAGCAGAAAGAUGAAAGCCUCACACAACUAAAAGAAAAUGAGAUGUUGAGGACGAAGUUGAAGCACCUGGCUGAUCAAUAUAUGCUUUCAGAACAACAACAUGAGCAAAGAUUGAAGCAGAAAACGCUCGAGCUACAGAUUUCUGCUUUGAAAAUCAAACAGCACGAGGAGAAACUGAUCCAUGAACAAUCUCAGAUGAAAGUUUACGCGGAUCAAGUGUCUCAGCUUUUAGCAACUGAGAAAAACUUGCGGUUGCAGCUAACAUCUGAUGGAACCAAAUUCCAGCAGUUCCAGGACGCGUUGGUGAAGAGCAAUGAGGUGUUUGAAACAUUCAAACAAGAAAUCGAAAAGAUGUCAAAGGCAAUCAAGGAACUCAGGAAAGAAAACGCAUUCUUGAAGAGCAAAACCGAGAAAUCUGAUCUUUCUCUCAUAGAACUAGUUGAAGAGCGUGAGAGAUUGAAGAAACAGUUGGAGAAGACAAAGAAUCAGAAAGAUAAGCUUGAAUCGCUUUGCAGAUCUCUUCAAGCUGAAAGAAAGCAAAAAGAAACUAACAGUACUAGUGGCGAUUCUGCUCAAGCUUGA